UCACUAGAAAAGGCGGGAGAUGAAAAUUAUUUAAUUAAAACACAACGUAACGUGUUUGUGAGUUGUGGCUUGUGACUAAUGUGGAUUGGUUUCGAAAGCGGAAUUGCGGAUCUUGAAAGAAUAUAAGUAAGAUCAUUCCACUUAAAGUGACAAUAUGGUUGAUGUAAUGACUAUGAAGAACCACUGGACUGAUGAUGAAGUUGUUAAAAUUAAACGAAAAUCAAAAAGACUUCUUUUUGAUAGUGAUGAAGAGUCUGAAUCAGUGGAUAAUGAGCCACAAGGUUUCACUUCAGGCAAUGAUGAAAUGAGCCACAGUAACGGAAAUGCUGACUGUGAUGAUGAUCAUGGAAACAAGACUGAUUUUACUGAAUUGAGCACUCCUGACCUGCAGCAGUGCACCGUUAGAGAAAGCUCAGUGUCCACCCAGAAAUCACUGUUCCAAAAUAAGGAUUUAUAUGAUGCUGAAAGCACAGAUGAUGAUAAAAGUGAUGACGGUGAAAACAAAGAAGGUGAUUCUACAUACAUCAGAGACAGCCGUGCUGGAGGGAGCAGUAACAAUGAGGAUGAAAAGGAGAUUUUUCCUACCACUACCUCCAUGGAUAUUGAACUCUCAUCUUCACAGAAGUUAAAGAAACCCAUGAAACCAACCAGACAACCAGCAUCUCGGAAGGCCAAAACUGCUGCAAAGAGUGAAAUAGAUAACAUUCACAGUGAAACACAGAGAUUGCUUCGCCAGUCUCGUUUGUCAUUGCCGUACCAUCGUCCUAAGCAGCACAGUAUUAAGGAAUUCCUGCAAAGGCGGAAACCUGUUGUACCAGCUGUAAAAGAAAUUUCGGAGGCUACAAAAAACCUUGGACUUAUCUGGAAAGAUCUUGAAGAGAGAGAGAAAGAGGCUGAAGUUUUUUAUAAAUCUGAAUCAGAUGAUUCUGACAGUGAUACUAGCAAUAAGGUACUUGAUGAACAACCCAAGGUGUCUGAUCUAAGUAAUUCAGGUGAAAAUUUUUCUGAUAAAGGAGUUUCCAUAUCCUCACAAAUUGCAAAUGAUGUUACUUCAUCAAACAUACUAGUUACACAAACUGGGCAAGUUGAUGAUGAAAAUACUGAUCAAUCUGAUACAAACUGUAGUGUUAAGCAAAAUGGACUGGAGUGUGAUCAAAUGCCAACCAGUGCAGAGAAGUCAUCUGCUACAUAUGACACUGACAGUGCCCAAUCUCAUGAAAUUAGUAAAGAUCAUUCAGAUGUCAGGAGUGCAGAUAAAAAAAGUAAUGUUGUCAGCAACCCAAAUAUCACUUCUGAUAGUAAAUGUACACUACACAACAAGGCAGGGAGUGAGGUGACAAAUAAAACUGUAGGUUGUGGCAUGAUAUGUGAUGAUAAUGCUUGUGAUUCUACUGUAGAUGACCACACAGUGAGUUAUUCAGAAAAUGUUUCAAUGCUGGAUGUAUUUAACAUAGGUUCACAGGAUUUAGUCUUGCAUUACACUGUAAGUGACACAGUUGAUUUGUGUCAAGACAAGGACGUAAUGUCAGAAACACUGGGGCCACCCUUGAAUUCAAGUGACGUUACAUCUGAGCCAGAGACAAAAACUGAAACUAAGCUAUCUGCAACAGAAAUACAGAAAAGUUCUGAUAAUAGUUCAGUAUCCACAUCUGGAGCUCCGAAGUCAGACACAGAAGGGAUUUUACCGAAUUCUUCCCAUGAAUCUAGAAAAGUGUGUCCAGAUCUAGAGGCGUCAAUUGCAGAGGGUUCUGUUAGUAAUACUUCUCCAGAUAAUUGUGCAAAAGCCAGUGAAAGUGUCAAGGAACUAGGAGGUGCAAGGACCAGUGAAAUUGAGACUAAUGGUUUGACCAGUGUUACAAAUCUACAUAAGCAGGAUAAUGACCCUUUUAAAAGUACUAUAAAUAUCGAGGUGGCAAACACAGAAAUUAUGGAUAGCAUUAAGAGCAAUAAUGAUGUGGCAGACAAUUGUGGCAGCAAAGAUGCUUCACAUGAAGCAGUAAGAGCUUGUACUUCAAAUAAAUCUAAAAAUGUGAAAUUUCAGAGCAGGAUUAAUACAUUCUUUAAACCACAACUCAAAGGGGAUCCUGAUGAGAUUAUUGAUUUGGAUGCAUGUGUUACAAAAACUCCCAGUGGUGUCAAUGCACUUAUCGAGAGGUUUAUUAAACAUUCGGCUGCCAAGAAGAAACCUGUUAACAAGAAAAAUUUGGAAGUCAGUGUUUCAAGUGUGGAAAAAAGUGAAAAUGGAGAGGAAAACGUAGUGAAAGAGGUUUUAACAGUACCAUUAGAUGAAGAGGCACCUGAAGAUCCUGAAUUAGCCAAACCGGGUGCCAAACUCUUGCGACUGAAGGAAGAGCUCCAACAAAAAAUGGCACGGCAGAGAGAAGAGGAAUGGUUGAAGAAGCAGCAGGAAUUUAAAAUGGAUAAUGAAGAAGACAUUGAUGAUGAAAAGAGUGACUGUGGUAUGUUUGAUGAAGAUGAUGAUGCUGAAGAACCACUUACUGAAUCAGAAUCUGAGGAGGAGGAAGAAGAGGAAGAAAAUACAAAGGUUGUGCGGAAGAAAACUAUAAAGAAUAAAUUUUUGGAUGACGAAGCUGAAGUAUCUGGUGACGAUGAGGAUUAUGAGGAGGAUGAGGAUGAUGAUGAUGGUGGUGGUGAUGAUUCUGAUGCUAACCAAGAAGAAGAAGAGGAAGAUGAUGAUAAUAGUAGUACUGAGGACAGUGAAUUACGCAAGAAAAACUGUGGUGAAGAACCAGAUAAAAAGGAAGUUACAGACGAAAAUGCUACUGAAGUGGAUGGAAAUCUGCAGAAAGGAAAAAAACUGACCAGACUUAAGAGAAUAAUGACACAUGACAUGUUUGACUCACAGGGAAGCAACUCUGAAGAUGAAGGUGAUGAUGCCAAUACUUCCACAGUGUCAAACCUUACUAUCCCUCCCUACCAACCUGGUGGAGCUCAAUCGCAGAUUUCGCAGCUUACGCAAGAGAAAGUUAAUGCUCCUUCACCUACCUUAGAGGUUAUGCUGUCAAAGGAGUCAGCAAGUCAGCAGCUGCUGGAAGGUUCAGACAUUACAACAUGUGCUGCCUCAUCAAUAUUUGGUAUUCCAAAUGUUGCACCUUCGCAAGAAGGUUGUAAGAAACUUUUCCUAUCUGGUACAUUUGACACCCAGAAAAAUAUGGAUGAAUUAAUGGAGUUCUGUUCAGGAGAUUUUCCAAUGACGGUUCGCACCAACUCUGAGAACUUGAAUGAGUUGAAGCAACCCGAUAUCGAAAAAGAUCUCCUGGACCUUUGUUCUGGAAAAUUUCCUACACAACCAAUUAGUAUGAGAUCUCUGGAGAAAGAUGAAGAGUCCAAAAAUGAUGCUGCAGCAUUUGAUGAUACACAAAGUAUAGAAAACACACAGGAACUGAGAUCCACCCUCUCAAGUGACAAAAGCUUCUCUCUAAAAAACACAGCAUCCUCAAAACUUUCGCAAGGAGAUGUAAGUGUCAAGGCAAAAAAAAUUCCAAAACAGAUUGUGUCAUCAGAUGAAGAAGAUUCAUUAAGCGAUGACGCAGCUACAACAAAAAGGAAAAAAAGGAAUAAGAAGUUAGAUUUUUCAGAUGAGGAGGAGGAGGAGAAUGUACUUUCAGACAGAGAGACUGACAAUGAGGAGAUGGGAGAAACAGACAAUCCACAAGACAUUGUUGAUUAUGACUCAGAAGAAAAUGAAGUAGCUGAAAACCCCAAACGUGUUCCUGGAACAUUAGCAGCAAAGGAAUUCUUUGAAAAUGAAGCAGAGCUGUCAGAAUCUGAAUGGGAUAGUGAAGACGAAGAUGAGAGAGAUUUAGAUAACCUGGAAUGGGAAGAAGGUGAUGAUGAAAAUGUUGAUCAGAAGAAGCUGAAGGAACAGUUGGGAAAAAUACAUAUGCGACAAGUCUUAGAUGAUGAUCAACGGAAUGUGCGUUUACUUCAGGAACUCUUACUUGAAGAUGGUGAGCUGCAUUCAGAAGGAGGAAGGGAAAGAAAGUUUCGCUGGAAGAAUAUGAAUAUAGCAGAUGAAAAUGAGCAAUCAAAAAAGGACUCUGAUGCAGAGGAUGCUGUAGAGUUCGAAGGCAAUGAAGAAGAUGAAGCUGAAUGGCGAAAGGAAAGAUUCGAGCGUGAAACAUUCUUAAUGGAGCAGAAGGAAAAAGCAGCUGCAGCAGGUAAAGAUGACAUAGAGUUUAUUGAAGAUGACAGCCAGUUACUAAAACUUGGGAAAGCAGCUCUUGAACGAAUGCGAAGAUCACUCUCGCAUGAUAUGUCAGAAAGUCAGAGUGUCCCUAGAAGAUGCUCUGACAAUUUGGAAGUUUCUCCAAAUCCAAAGCAACCUUUCCAGCUUCUGACAAAACGUGGAUCGUUCCUUGCUCGUAGUGAAAGCUCACUAGCAAGGAUAGCACAGCUGACUGAUGGCACCAGUAUAACAUCCACUGUCAUCACAACCAAUAAGUCUCGCAAUUUUGUAUUUGCCACACUUAGCCCUGAGAAAGCCGAGCAAAAAGAGGAAGUAACAGUUACUCAAAAGGUCCAGAAACGAAAAAGCAAUGGAGCAACUCCUUUCCUGGUCAAGAAACUGAAAAUGUCUGAAGGGAAAGACAGAAAUAGUGCAAAAUGUUUAUUUGACCAUCUAGAACACUGACAAAAUAAGAGCCUAUAUUUUAUUAUUUGACCACUGUACAUGUUGUAAAUAAGAGUAAGUAAUGAAAGGAGUGACGGUAACCAUUCACUGUAUAAUUGAGCAGUCGACAGUCUCAGAUUCCACCACUAAGCUUCUGGACACUGGACUGAUGGGCUUAAAAAAAAGUGAUGCACAGCUGUACUGUUUCAGUACUGCAGCUCAACUGGGCUUUUGAGGUUGCAGUGCUGCAAAAAUGUUAUUUUGUGUGGGUGGAAGUAGGUGGGUUUGAGGUAGGACGUUGCCUAAAAGGUUUACAACUAUUUCAAUCAUGUUUGUGUCUCUUAACUGCUCAGUGCCUCAGCCACAUGACUAGUGGUUGCCUUUAAUGCUCCCAUUAUUUUUAUUCCAUCCAGUAUCAUGUAAAUACAUGUAAAUUAUUUUUGUACAUAACAGUAUAAUACUGGCAUAACAUGAUCUCUGUACUAUGAGCUUUAAGGAUCUUUAUACAGUGUGGAACAGAAGUUAUAUUUUUCAGAGUCCUAAUAAUCAAGCUGAAGUUAUAUAUGUAUAUUAUAAAUAAAUUCCAUGACAUUGUGUCAGCUG
Molecule: messenger RNA, 5236 nt
Organism: Schistocerca piceifrons (Central American locust)
Lineage: Eukaryota; Metazoa; Arthropoda; Insecta; Orthoptera; Acrididae
Product: claspin
Exons: 18
Coding region: 155-4654 (1499 amino acids)
Biological process (GO): mitotic DNA replication checkpoint signaling; mitotic G2 DNA damage checkpoint signaling; activation of protein kinase activity
Molecular function (GO): anaphase-promoting complex binding
Source: RefSeq, a predicted model, not a curated record